AUGGUUAUCAAUUUGAAUGUAAGAGUUUUUAUCACUAAACUAACCAAACUCAAUGGAGUUCUAAAAGAUGAAAAAUGUGUUCAUGAUAUUCAUAAAAUUAUCAGAAAUUGUUCACUUAUUGUGGAAUAUAAACAGUUGAUUAUUUUACUGAAUUAUUCUACAUUUCAGUAUGUUUUGAUUUUACACUCGUCAAAAGCUCAAGAAGUUAAUCAACAUAGAACCAAUACAUCUCAUUUUUAA
Molecule: messenger RNA, 240 nt
Organism: Schistosoma rodhaini
Lineage: Eukaryota; Metazoa; Platyhelminthes; Trematoda; Strigeidida; Schistosomatidae
Source: the annotation of a GenBank genome assembly